This is a messenger RNA of Daldinia caldariorum, 1446 nucleotides long. RefSeq lists its product as uncharacterized. The transcript has 7 exons. The record is from RefSeq and is a predicted model, not a curated record. NCBI's taxonomy places the organism in Eukaryota, Fungi, Ascomycota, Sordariomycetes, Xylariales, Hypoxylaceae. The coding region runs from base 1 to 1446 and encodes 481 amino acids.
AUGCAAAAGCAGAAACAUAAGCCAAAGUCGUCGCGCCCUUGGAGCGAACCCAAGUGGCACGACCAAUAUCAGCAAUGGUAUUCAGAACGAGUAAGCCGACAUGGCAGUAUAGAGUAUAAUUGGAUUGGACCAACCCUUCCAAAUGCCGCGGACCAGAGCAUCCCACGGUCUGACGCCAUUAACAAUCUGGUCGACAAUCUAGCUGUAGAAGUUGGACAUCUUACUGUCGACCCAGGAAUAUACGAUCAGGGCCAGUAUUCAGACUACAGCAGCCACCACGCUACCGCCAUCGACCACUCUAGUUAUACACACGACGCACGCCAGCCCCAAGAUUCCAAUUAUAUCGAUCAUGUACAAAAACAACGCCAAGGCGACAAAGGAAAGGGAAAAUCCCUUGAAGUUGAGCAGAUUGUGGAUUAUGGCAGUUCAUCUGUGGAUGGUAACCAACCGCAAGUUGCUCGUGGAGUGCAACUAACAAUGAGCGACUAUCGCCAAGGAACGCAUCCGCAAUAUACCGGCUCAGAUUACCUGAGUGUUGAGACUGCUGUAUCUGGUAUAGCUCUGAAUGUUUCGGAACAGCAAGUGAAUGGCUACGACGACUCUGAAGAAACCAGGGGUUUCGAUGAUGACGAAUAUCAAGAAGCUAUCCGUAGGAGCCGCAGUGAAACCUACGGGGCCCCUAAAACAGGCGAGCCGUCUUACUCGACGCCAGUGGCAGAACCAGCCACAUCUUCAUCCUGGUCUACAUCUGUUGACCCUAGUUCAUACGAAUUAAACCCGUCUCUGAUCACUGGAGAGGAACUACCCACGCCCCGCGGUGGUUCGCCAGUUUCAGGUCCUAUGAUACCGUCAGCUCUAUCUUAUGCCAAUUAUAUCCAGGGGACACCAGGAAUGGAGGAAAUCCUAGAUAGCCGAUAUAGAGUUGAACAUUCAACACGGUUUCAACCGGGUGAGGUUUUCAAGAUUCUUUGGUCGGAACCUCUCGGUCAAAUCGGCGGCGAUGACCCGAUUUCCGACGUGACGAAAAGGAAGACUGCAGCUGGUAAAUUUUAUGUUGGUUUCCGUAGGUUCAUUAUCGUCACGACGGAUGAAAGCCAUCAUAGUACUUGCGUGCCAAUCUUGACAUAUGACCGAAGAGGAUGUCUAAAGAAAGGCGUUAGACCUAGCAAGCAUGGAAUCAUCUACACGGCAGGGAGCAAGCCCAGGCUUCUAAAAAAUGAGCCCGAGCUUGGGUUUACACCCGUAGCCCUCCAAGUCUACGCCGAAGGCGAAAAGCUCGCCAAGGAAUCUCGGGUCAACUACUCGAAGUUGGUCACCAUUGAGCACAACGUCAAAGUCUUUUUUAUCGGAUCGAUUACCGGAGAAGAUUUCGAAAACGUCAGCUACGCUGUUGACGUGUGCUGGAACAAUAAGAUGCGUCUGUCAUCAAAGAAGUCGAGGAGGUGA